This is a messenger RNA of Nicotiana tabacum (common tobacco), 2107 nucleotides long. The record is from RefSeq and is a predicted model, not a curated record. Lineage: Eukaryota; Viridiplantae; Streptophyta; Magnoliopsida; Solanales; Solanaceae.
AAGUUAUUACUUUUGCUAAAUCAUAUACUCUGAGCAUUCUUGUUUGCAUAUUAAUUACUCUUAGCAUUCAACAGAAAUGGAGAUUGGCUUAGCAGUUGGUGGUGCAUUUCUAUCUUCAGCUUUGAAUGUUCUCUUUGAUAGGCUUGCUCCUAAGGGUGAGCUGCUCAAGAUGUUUCAGAGGCAAAAGCAUGAUUUUCAACUCUUAGAGAAGCUAAGGAGGACUUUGUCUGGUUUUCGGGUUGUGCUAAGUGAUGCAGAGAAUAAGCAGGCAUCAAAUCCAAACGUGAGUCAGUGGCUUAAUGAACUUCGGGAUGCUGUGGACAGUGCUGAAAACUUAAUGGAAGAAAUCAAUUAUGAAGUUCUGAGAGUUAAGGUGGAAGGUCAGCAUCAAAAUCAUGCAGAAGCAAGCAACCAGCAGGUAAGUGACCUCAACUUGUGCUUGAGUGAUGAAUCUUUUCUUAAUAUAAAGGACAAGUUGGAAGGCACAACUAAAACAUUGGAGGAGUUGCAAAAGCAAAUUGCUUGUCUUGGCCUAAAGGACUAUUUUUUUCCCGGUAAACAAGAAACUAGAGUACCUACAACAUGUUUGGUUGAUGAAUCUGAUAUCUUUGGUAGGCAGACUGAAAUAGAGACAUUGGUUCACCGUUUAUUGUCUGUUGAUGCCGAUGGAAAAACAUAUGGUGUAAUUCCUAUUGUUGGAAUGGCGGGGGUUGGCAAGACAACACUUGCUAAAACUGUGUACCAUAACGACAAGUUGAAACAUCAUUUUGAUUUGAAAGCUUGGUUCUGUGUGUCUGAACCAUAUGAUGCUUCUAGAAUAACAAAAGGAUUACUUCAAGAAAUUGGUUCAUCCAACUUAACGGUUGAUAACAAUUUUAAUCAGCUUCAAAUCAAAUUGAAGGAAAGCAUAAAAGGAAAAAAGUUUCUUUUUGUUUUAGAUGAUAUUUGGAAUGACAACUACAUUGAGUGGGAUGACUUGAGAAUUCCUUUUGCACAAGGAGAAAUUGGAAGUAAGAUCAUUGUGACGACACGUAAGGAGAGUGUUGCCGAGAUGAUGGUUAGUCGGCCAAUUAUCAUGGACAUUCUUUCUAGCGAAUUCUCUUGGCCUUUAUUCAAAAGACAUGCAUUUGAAAACAGAGAUCCCAAGGAACAUCCAGAACUUGAAGAGGUAGGAAAACAAAUUGCAAAAAAGUGCAAAGGCUUGCCUUUAGCACUAAAGACACUUGCUGGUUUGUUACGGUCCAAAUCAAAGAUUGAAGAGUGGAGACGCAUUUUGACAAGUGAAAUAUGGGAGCUGCCAGACAAAAGCAUAUUACCAGCGUUGAUGUUGAGCUACAAUGAUCUUCCCGUGCAUUUGAAGCAAUGCUUUUCCUACUGUGCAAUAUUUCCGAAAGAUUAUCCAUUUCGGAAAAAACAAGUCAUUCAAUUGUGGACUGCUAAUGGUCUAGUGCAAGGGUUGCAAAAAAAUGAAACAAUUGAAGAUAUAGGCAACCUAUUCUUUCUCGAGUUGCAAUCAAGAUCACUUUUCGAAAGGGUCCCAAAUUCUUCUAAAAAUAAUGCAGAGGAAUUCUUAAUGCAUGACCUUGUUAAUGAUUUGGCCCAAGUUGCAUCUUCAAAACUUUGUGUUAGGUUGGAAGAGUACCAAGAGUCUCAUAUGUUGAAACAAAGUCGGCAUGUGUCCUAUUCAAUGGGCUAUGGUGACUCUGAAAAGUUGAAACCUCUCUACAAAUUGGAGCAGCUCAGGACAUUGCUUCCAAUCAACAGUAUCGAACUCUAUGGUCCAACUCUAAGUAAGAGGGUGUUGCAUAAUAUAUUGCCAAGACUAACAUCCUUAAGGGCACUAUCAUUGUCUCGUUAUCAUAUCAACGAGUUACCGAAUGUCUUGUUUAUUGAAUUAAAGCUCCUAAGAUUUUUGGAUCUUUCUUGGACAAAAAUAGAGCAGUUACCAGAUUCCAUUUGUGUACUCUAUAACUUAGAGACACUUCUCUUAUCAUCUUGUGAAUUCCUUGAGGAGUUACCGCAGCAGAUGGAAAAGUUGAUAAACUUGCGUCACCUUGAUAUUAGCGACACUCCUCGCUUGAAGACGCUGCUACAUCCGAGCAAGUUG